AGCAAUGCAAAAGACACAAUUGAAAUUCAAGAAAGCCUUUACAGGAUUUCUUCCUCAGCGAGAAAAAUACUUUAAAAUGUUGGAAAACUUCCAUGAAACGAUCAGUUUGCUUGAUCGUAUUCCUCUGCUGAAGUCUCUGAAGGAGAAGGAAGCCGAUGAAGCUCUAGCCAAGAGAGACCAAGAAGAGGGCAUUAUCAGUUUCGUAGCGUCCACCAGUGGUAGUCCUACCACGUUGUUGGAGUGGAUCACCACACAGGGCCAAGGACAGAGUGUUGAUGCCCUGCAACUCAAAUGUUUCGAUGAUCUGCAUCUGUUUGACAGUGAAAUGUUCGCCCAGCUUGACAGAGAGGUUCAAGAACAGCUGUCUCUCGUCACAGAUGAUCCUCACCACAUGAAAGAGUUGAUGGGAAUUGAACGUCGGCUCUCGGAGCUAGAGAAGAGAUUAAAUGAAGCCAAACGAAUCACUCAGGAACAAAAUGAUAUGGCUCAGGGAUUUCUCAACCAGCAGGCAAGGCUAAGCUCAACACAAAGCCCUGCCCUCAUUCUUCCUGAUCUGUGCAGGAGCCAUCAGCAGCAGCUGCAGCAGAUGUUAGACAGGCAACAGCGUAUAGAAACAUUGCAGAAUAACUUCAAGAAAUCCAAGCAGGAAAUGUCCACCAACAUUCACCAGAGACUUGGGUGGGUAAUGCACAUUGAGACUCGCAUCUCCAAGCUGGACAGUGAUCUGAUCUAUCACAUGAAAACCUUGAGGAUGUUGGAGUGCAACUUGGAGCUUCUCAGCCAGAUCAAAGCUGCUCCCCAGGUUUAUGCUGACAUGGUGAUGGAGGCAGCAAGAAGGAGGUUGUUCUCCAGCAGGUUCACACUGUGGGCGGAGGCACUGGUGGACGACUCAAAGCAAAUGUACUUAACUGAAACAGAAAGGAGAAAACAGUUUACAAGGAAGCUAGGGGAGCACUUUCUUCUAGACACACUGUUUAAGGGCUUCGAUGACAUGCCUCCCAGUUUUGCUACUAGAACUCCUCCCCCUUUUGACACUCAUCUUCCUGAGGUUACUGUAGACGACAUUUCCUUGCUGAGAAACACCGUUCCUGAACUGGAGGAGUUCUUGAA
Candidula unifasciata is the source of this 1110-nucleotide messenger RNA. The record is from the annotation of a GenBank genome assembly. NCBI's taxonomy places the organism in Eukaryota, Metazoa, Mollusca, Gastropoda, Stylommatophora, Geomitridae.